This is a messenger RNA of Colletotrichum higginsianum IMI 349063, 432 nucleotides long. RefSeq lists its product as uncharacterized. The coding region runs from base 1 to 432 and encodes 143 amino acids. NCBI's taxonomy places the organism in Eukaryota, Fungi, Ascomycota, Sordariomycetes, Glomerellales, Glomerellaceae. The record is from RefSeq and is a predicted model, not a curated record. Gene Ontology annotation, cellular component: mitochondrial inner membrane. The transcript has 5 exons.
AUGGUACUUAGGCUCAAAUCCGCUUUCCACACUAUCACUCCCGAACGACGCUCUAUCAUCCGGCAUCUCACAUCACGACUUGAGCUUCUCGACGUUCUGUGCCAGCGAAGUUUGGAGCGCCCAGUGGACAAGGCGACAAUCAAAGUCCGUCCGUCAACAGGAUUCAAACCGAUUGACCCCACGAGUGCACUGCUGACGAUCGCAAUUGCAGGAAAUCCUCUCCCAUUCCCCAUCGAAGCGAACGAGACGCGCCGCAGCGAAACGACCACCUUCACCAUGUACCCCGGCCCCAAGCCCCCGACGCCUCACGUCCCCGGCGUCUACCGCUUCACGGCAACUGCCCUGGGCGCCGGCAUGUGGUUCUUCCUGAUGUACCGCGCGAAGAAGGAUGGACCUGUGUUGUUGGGCUGGAAGCACCCUUGGGACCACUGA